AUGUGCAUUGCUCUGUCUUGUAUCUGUGGCGAAAGGCAGCCUUUACCGGCAAGGGGGAGUGGGAGAAGUUCUGACUAUUGUCUCCUUCAAGCGCAGCAGCACUGUUAUCUGAGAGAGGAUACUUAUAACCGAAAGCGCGGCAGCAUUAUUACCUUUGAUGGCAUGCGUCUAGCUCUCGGAGAGACAAUAAAACUUUUCCACGCUCCAAUACCCCAGUUGCCAUCCCUUGUUCUCCUGUUUUUUAGUAACUCCCUUGUGCAUUUGCACGUUGGUGGUAGCAGACUAGCAAAAGAAGAUAAGCAUAGAGCAAUGAUUGAUUAUGGAGAGGCCUUUCCUGUCUUCCAUAGCUGCUCAAUGCCUCUAGUUACAGCAGAUUAGCGUGUUCUUUUGCUACUAAUUCAGACUUCGUUGCUCAAACAACUUAGUCAAAUGGAUUCAAAUGCACCAGGCUUUGUUCUAAACACUUCGACUCUCCGCUCAGUUUAUUAUCAAGGCAAGGAAGGCAAUGGUAUUAUUGAUCUUGGUCUUAGUCUGAGGGCUUUACAGCCUGAAGCCUACCAUCCGUCUAGACAUAUGGCAGGCCUGGAAGGAUACAAUGAUCUGAUAAGUUGGCCCCAGGCUAACUCACAGAUGAAAAGCUCGAACACUGGAUAUUCAAGGCUGGUAGCAGAAGAUUGUGAUGAUGAGGCAGAGGGGGUCCAGCGCAGAGAGAAGCGGGCUUAUGUCAAGGUUACCAUGGACGGGGUUAUGGUUGGUCGCAAAGUUUGCAUGCUUGAUCAUGGAGGUUACUCAGGCCUUGCACGUCAACUAGAAGAAAUGUUUGGGAGGCAAAACGCAUCAGGGUUAAGGCUGUUUGAAGCUGAGUCCAAGUUUUCCUUGUUAUACAAGGACAUGGAGGAAAAUUGGAAGAAUGUUGGCGAUGUGCCGUGGAAGGAGUUCGUGAAACUUGUGAAACGGCUGAGGAUUUCGCGAAAGAAUGAAUGA
Molecule: messenger RNA, 984 nt
Organism: Theobroma umbraticum
Lineage: Eukaryota; Viridiplantae; Streptophyta; Magnoliopsida; Malvales; Malvaceae
Product: auxin-responsive protein IAA32-like
Biological process (GO): regulation of DNA-templated transcription
Cellular component (GO): nucleus
Source: RefSeq, a predicted model, not a curated record